Molecule: messenger RNA, 1443 nt
Organism: Alosa alosa (allis shad)
Lineage: Eukaryota; Metazoa; Chordata; Actinopteri; Clupeiformes; Clupeidae
Gene: tcea1
Product: transcription elongation factor A (SII), 1
Exons: 10
Coding region: 125-1060 (311 amino acids)
Biological process (GO): positive regulation of transcription by RNA polymerase II; transcription elongation by RNA polymerase II; DNA-templated transcription
Cellular component (GO): nucleus
Molecular function (GO): nucleic acid binding; zinc ion binding
Source: RefSeq, a predicted model, not a curated record
UAAAUGGGUGUACGUCUCAUGCGCUGCAGCUUUGCUCGCGGCAGCCCGCCGGUGGUUUGUUGUGUGGGUACGCGACACCAUCGUUUUUAAUCUGUUUUAAUUUCUGUCUUGAUUAACGUACACAAUGGGUAAAACGGACGAGGAUGAAAUCAUUAGGAUUGCGAAGAAGAUUGAUAAAAUGGCGCAGAAGAAAACGGCGUCUGGUGCUUUAGAUCUCCUGAAGGAGUUGAAGAGCGUCACCAUGACACUAGAGCUACUACAGUCAACCAGAAUCGGAAUGUCCGUUAAUGCAAUCCGCAAGCAGAGCACGGACGAAGAAGUUACAUCGCUUGCCAAGGGCCUCAUCAAAUCCUGGAAGAAACUCUUGGAUGAGCCUGGUGGUGGUGGUGGUGACAAGUCAUCUGAAGAGAAAAGAAAGGAGCCCACAACACCGAUGGUAACAUCACAGGGCAGUCCUGAGCCCCAAGAAGAGAGAAGCUCAAGCAGUAAUUCCAGCAAGGGUGAUUUUGCUGAGGCCACCCCCAACACGCUAAUUGCCACCUUCCCACGCGCACCCGUCACCUCCGACUCUGUCCGCCUCAAGUGCCGGGAGAUGAUCACCAAUGCCCUGCAGACAGGAGAUGAUCACAUUACCAUUGGCGCAGACUGUGAUGAGCUUGGAGCCCAGAUUGAGGAAUGCAUCUUUACAGAGUUUAAAAACACUGACAUGAAAUACAAGAACCGUAUCCGAAGCCGAAUUGCGAACCUGAAGGAUGUCAAAAACCCCAACCUGCGGAGGAACGUUCUGUGUGGGAAUGUGUCCCCAGAACGCAUCUCUAAAAUGACUGCUGAGGAAAUGGCAAGUGAUGAACUUAAGGAGAUGCGCAAGAACCUGACCAAAGAGGCCAUCAGGGACCACCAAAUGGCCCAGACAGGUGGCACUAAAACAGACCUGUUCACCUGUGGGAAGUGCAAAAAGAAGUGUUGCACCUACACGCAGGUUCAGACUCGCAGUGCUGAUGAGCCGAUGACCACAUUCGUCUUCUGCAAUGACUGCGGAAAUAGGUGGAAGUUUUGCUGAAGAUUGGAGCGGUGUCUUCGGCUUGCAGAGAGGUAGCUUAAUUCCCAGACCAGGAGUCUGAAUCAGUUAUAGUUAGGAACUACCUGUUCAGUGGCACCUGGUGCACAGAUAUGGUCCCAAAAGUCCACUGAAUGUUCUUUUCCUUUGGUCACAGAACUGUUUCCUGUGUUUUUAUCUUGACAUGAAAGUUGGCUCAGCUCUCAGACUCAAUGUUGUUGCAUCUAUCUGUUUAUUUACCAUCACUUUUUAUAUGUAGUUUUAACUUUUUGACAACAAUGAUCACAUUUACCUUUUUGUUUUGCUUUGCCCUACUGAGGACUAGUCACAUUAAUUUAAAAUUGGAAGUGAACUGUUUCAUGAAAUAAAUCAAAAUGAUAAACCCA